CACCCCUUUUCUCCAACUUUACCUGCGAAUAAAGCAUCAAGUCCCUAGCAACAUGAAUGUUUGUAAAUAUUAAGUUUAAUGUGAUUUAUAAUAUAUCGUAAUUUAUGAUUAAAGAGCAGUUAUUCUGAGUGGUUCAUACCUGUAUGACCGUGAAACCUGACCGGUAUGUCCGGCCUGUUCUGUGCACUAGAAGAAUUUUGAGUGACAAUCCACAGGAAAUGCAUUUGCUGUGGAGUUUAGUUGUUCCCAUUACAUGUCUGACCGUUGUUUGUACUGGGGAAAAGUCUGUAAAUUUUUCGGAUGUUGACAUUCCCACAGAGCAUAUGCCAUUCUAUUUUAACAACUUCCCCGAUCUAGCAGAACAAUGUGCAAAUGAUGAAGACUGCCCAUAUAGGGAUAUUGCUAAGGAAAAGAAAUGUUGGGGAUAUGAGGACAUCUGUCCAAAAUCAAAAGCAUAUUCAAUUCCUGUGUGUAGUGGUGAUUACAAGGGUUGGGCAAAAUCAAGUGAAGAACAUGUUCAACGUUUCAAUAACCAAGCUGAUUUUGGAUACAUCAAAGAAAGGAAUCGAGAAAUGAAAAUAAUGUGCGAACCACUUUUCAAAGAUGACUCUUCGCUUGAAUGUGCCGAUCACUUGCGGUUUUGCAGAGGUAGAAAUAUUAUGUUUAAUUUCACUGACCUGAUUCAUAGGAAAGAACCUAUACGAUAUGCUAUGGAUGUCCUUAAAAACGGCCAGGUUGGGGGAUAUUGCAAGUUACACAAGAAACGUCUUCAAGAUCAAUGUGAUCAUUUAAGUGCAUUGCAAUCAUGGGGACCUGAGCUACGAAAUUUUGUUGAGAUGCCACAUAGGCCAGUAGAAAAUAAUGAAUGCGAUGUAAUUAUUGAGAAGCCUACAUUCAUUCUCAAGAUUGAUGCAACAGUUAACAUGUAUCACCAUUUCUGUGAUUUUUUCAACCUUUAUGCUGCACUGCAUUUAAAUGGUUCCCAUCCUGAGAUGUUUUCCCGUGAUGUCCACAUCCUGAUUUGGGAGAGUUAUUCAUACCUUUCAAACUUUGCUCCUGUUAUGGAAACUUUCACAAAGCACCCAGUGUGGGACCUAAAGACUUUUAGAGGAGAAACUGUUUGUUUUCGCAAUGUUGUCUUCCCCCUCUUGCCAAGGAUGAUUUUUGGACUUUUCUAUAACACCCCUGUUGUCCAUGGUUGUGAAAAAAGUGGGUUGUUUCAUGCCUUUUCAAAACACAUUCUCCACCGCAUGAAAAUCCCACAAUUCAAACGGAGGGAUGACAAAAUACGAAUUACAUUGCUUUCUCGUCAAACUAAGUACCGUCGCAUUCUUAAUGAAGAUGAACUUGUUACAAGGCUUGAAGAAAAUUCAAACUAUGAAGUACAAAGGGUGUACUACUCUCAUCAAAUGCCAUUCUCUGAGCAACUUGAGCUGACACACAACAGUGAUGUUUUCAUUGGAAUGCAUGGAUCAGGGUUAACACAUCUAUUGUUUCUUCCUGAUUGGGCUGCUGUAUUUGAGUUAUAUAACUGUGAGGAUGAAAAUUGCUACAUGGAUUUGGCACGCUUGAGAGGUGUCAAGUACUUGACAUGGGAAGAUUCAGAAAAAGUCCACCAGGAGGAUGAAGGUCAUCAUCCUCAGAUGGGAGCUCAUGCCAAGUUCACAAAUUACCGUUUUGAUGUGGAUGAAUUUGAAGCAAUUGUGAAAAAAGCAACAGACCAUGUUCAGGCACAUCCUGCAUUUAAAGAAUUUCUAUCUACCAGUCUAAAAUAUGGACAUCCCGCAACUCACAUUGAGCUGUAGCCUUACAUGAAAUUUUAUUUCAAUGCAGAAUUGACUGGGACUCAUUCUUUCUGUUGUGAGGUUUAGUUUUGCUUAGGAGUUUUCUGAUUGCUCUUUCAGAAACAGAAAGGGGAAAAAAAUACAUUGAUGGGAAAGCAUGCUUUCAGGCUCCAUGGUGGAAACAGGGAAACUUCAAGGUUGCCUGGUUAUUAUUUAUAUUUUGAUUGAGAUUAAUAAUUGUAUGUGAUAUGCUAGAUCUGUUAAAAUUCACUACAUUGUUGCUAUGGGUUGAAAGUGCUGAAUGUGUGCAGAUAGUUUGUGCACUUGGAUGCCUCAAAUUCAUGUUUUUGUGAAAUAAUUGGGCAUUAUCAUAUUUAGAGUAUGAAUUGUUUAAUAAGACUGACAUUUUGUGCUUACAGUAUUUUUGAUUAUUGGCAUUCAUUAUGCUUCAUAUUAUAUGCUAUUUUAUCAAAGCAACUUAGUAAAUGUGGUGCCUGUGAUUUAUGUUCUCAGUACUUUGAGAGCCAGUGACUUGAAUCUCAACUCUCUCUUAUUAAGUUCAUGUUUGCCUUUGAUUGAUGAGUAAGAACAGUAUGAAUAACAAUCACAAACUUAUCUCCA
Molecule: messenger RNA, 2405 nt
Organism: Thrips palmi
Lineage: Eukaryota; Metazoa; Arthropoda; Insecta; Thysanoptera; Thripidae
Gene: Eogt
Product: EGF domain-specific O-linked N-acetylglucosamine transferase
Exons: 10
Coding region: 144-1805 (553 amino acids)
Cellular component (GO): endoplasmic reticulum lumen
Molecular function (GO): protein N-acetylglucosaminyltransferase activity
Source: RefSeq, a predicted model, not a curated record